ACGACGAGUAGGGUUGGACCUUACGCUGCUUUAAAAUCUUCUGGCAGCUUUUAGGAGCUUUAUAAUCAUUUUUUUAUUAUAUGUACAAGCACAACGAACAUACAGCUUAGCGGGUGAGCCUUAUAAUUUGCUGUCCAGGAAGGAAAAUAAUCGGAAUUACGGGAUUUCGUCGCUAGCUCCGUCCUUCCUGUUCAACCCUUUGUUUUUCACGGCUUCGUUCAAGUAGGCGAGCAGCAGCGCCCCCUGUGAGCGAACAGGAAACGGCCUGAGGAUAGGGAGCCAAACGAGCGGCCGAGCUUCUUGCCUCCCGUUCGACGUGGGUCCCCCCAGCACAGCUGUCCGAUGCGGAGUGAAGAUGAGUCCCGCUCUGGAAGCCCUUAUGCAGGCGGACGGGACUCCUUAUCCCGGAAAAGGGGUGAUGCUUGAGCCGUUCGUGCACCAGGUGGGAGGCCACUCUUGUGUGCUACGGUUUGGGGAACAGACAAUUUGCAAACCCCUCAUCCCCCGAGAGCACCAGUUCUAUAAAAGCCUCCCACCAGAGAUGCGGAAGUUCACCCCUCAAUAUAAAGGUGUAGUUUCAGUCAGUUUUGAAGAGGACGACGAAGGGAAUUUGUGCCUCAUCGCCUACCCACUCCGCAGUGAAUCAGGGGACCUGGAAAACAAAGACCCCUCAGCAGACUGUGAGCCCAAGAGCAAGAUGGUGAAGUGGAGCAACAAGAAGCAAUCCCCUUUGGGGCUUGAGAAUGAUAACUAUGGCAAAGAUAGAGCUAGACACAGCCGUAAAGAAGACAAGAUCAUGAGUUAUAAUCGCGAUGAAGUUCAGCAGCAGCAGCAGCAACAACAGCAGGCAGAUGUUCUUUAUUUUAGCCUGGAAAAAGGCAAUGUGGUGGCACAGAUUAAACACAACCCCUGGAGUCUCAAAUGUCAUCAGCAGCACUUGCAGAGGAUGAAGGAGAAUGCAAAACAUCGUAACCAAUACAAAUUUAUUCUUUUAGAAAACCUGACAUGGCGCUAUAGAGUACCAUGUGUCUUAGACUUGAAAAUGGGAACUCGACAACAUGGAGAUGAUGCCUCAGAGGAAAAGAAAGCCAAUCAGAUUCGAAAGUGUCAGCAGAGCACAUCUGCAUCUAUUGGAGUGCGACUUUGUGGCAUGCAGGUGUACCAGUCAGACCCUGGCCAACUCAUGUUCAUGAAUAAAUACCAUGGGCGAAAGCUGACCCUUGCAGGCUUCAAGGAGGCUCUUUACCAGUUUUUCCACAAUGGGCAUCGCUUGCGUCAUGAGCUGCUGUCUCCAGUUCUGCGCAGACUCCGGGAAAUGCAAGCUGCACUUGAGGCCUGUGAGUCCUAUCGCUUCUACUCCAGCUCCCUGCUCAUAAUCUAUGAUGGAGACCCUCCCAGGACUCCCACUAGACCUAGACAUAGAGGUGGGGAAGAAGGUGAUGAGGAUGAGCCAUCUGAUGAGGAGGAGGAGGAGGAGGAAGGAGCCUUUGGUUUCUCUCGUUCCUCCUCAGCGGGUGUCAGUGCUGGUGUGUCAGGAGGGAGCAGCAGCAGUCGCUCAUCCCACAGCGGAGGAGAGGCCAGUAGCCCUAUGGUGGAUGUACGCAUGAUUGACUUUGCUCACACCACCUGUCGCCACUAUGGAGAAGACAGUGUAGUGCAUGAAGGUCAGGACAGUGGGUUCAUCUUCGGCCUCCAGAACCUGAUCACAAUUAUCUCCGAGCUCGAGGAUCACAGUGCAGACUGAAGCUGCACUUUAGCCAACAUGACCUAAAUUUUAAGCGCGGGAAGAGCUCACUGAGCUGAAACCCUGCUACCCCAGGGUGUGUUAUCCCUAUGCCUACGUGGGGCUCUGCUUGGUGGGAACGUUGGAUGCCUCUGGGUGAGGAGAUGGUCGUACCUGUGGUCUCACUCACCUUCCAGAAUACGGGGCUCCCUGUGCCCUUCUUGCACUUUUCUGAGACUGCUCCUUUUUGUUUUGUUUUGUUCUUUUGGUAACACACCAUAAGAGAAAUGUAGUGUGAGAGAGGUCCCUCAACAAAUGCAGAGACUCCUGUAGCACCCUAGCCCCCCCACCCCUCCUCUGGUACAGACACAGUUCUUUAACUUCUCUCUGAGAGAGAAAGCCUGAGGUAGUAAACAUUGAAGUUGUAGGUAACUAGGAGCCUGUUGUGGUGCUUUACCUGUGAUACUUUUUUGGAUUAUGCUUGGACUGCUGGUCCCCAACAGCACAACACAAUCAUAGGGAAGCUGACUGUACAAGCUGACCUUGGCUGGCUAGGUCAGCAGCCUUGUAGCAAUUGACAGGUUGGCAUCUUAUAAGGACAUUUUAUUUCUCUUAAGACCCUUGUAUGGUUUAAGUGUCAACUAAGCACUUGGAUUUACACUUUUCAGUGGAAGAUUAUUAUUUAGUUGUAUAAGAAGGGAUUUGCCUUUUUUUGAUACUUGUUCUCUCCUGUACUUAUUGCCUAUAAGCAAAAUACUUUUUGGAAAGGGGAUAAUAUCCUUUUGUUGUCACUGUCUUUGUUUUCAUCUGAUCUUCUCCUUUUCAUUCCUGAAAAUUUGACUUGACAAAGAGAAUAUAUUGAUUAAAAACACUAGCUACAGAGAUUAGAGACUAUUUAUUUGAAAGGAUUGUUAAAAUGUAAACGAGUACAUUCCAUAUUACCACUUUAAAUGUUACGUCCUCCUUAUACAGACUUUGAUUUCUUUUGUUAUUGGAAGAACUCUCUUGUAUACCUGUGUGUUAACAGUGUCUUGACAAUAAAGGCAUUCAUUGAAGUAAAA
Archocentrus centrarchus (flier cichlid) is the source of this 2784-nucleotide messenger RNA. RefSeq names its product inositol hexakisphosphate kinase 2. Lineage: Eukaryota; Metazoa; Chordata; Actinopteri; Cichliformes; Cichlidae. The coding region runs from base 356 to 1744 and encodes 462 amino acids. Gene Ontology annotation, biological process: phosphatidylinositol phosphate biosynthetic process; inositol phosphate biosynthetic process. Gene Ontology annotation, cellular component: cytoplasm; nucleus. The transcript is spliced from 5 exons. The record is from RefSeq and is a predicted model, not a curated record. Gene Ontology annotation, molecular function: inositol hexakisphosphate kinase activity.